Aspergillus sclerotioniger CBS 115572 is the source of this 1644-nucleotide messenger RNA. RefSeq names its product cytochrome P450. Bases 1 to 1644 code for a protein of 547 amino acids. Gene Ontology annotation, molecular function: iron ion binding; oxidoreductase activity, acting on paired donors, with incorporation or reduction of molecular oxygen; heme binding. The record is from RefSeq and is a predicted model, not a curated record. Lineage: Eukaryota; Fungi; Ascomycota; Eurotiomycetes; Eurotiales; Aspergillaceae. The transcript is spliced from 7 exons.
AUGGAUCUCCAGAGCCCGUCAACUUCGCUCACCGUCUUCUGCAUCGGGGUGGCUCUCCAUGUCUUUGUCUUCCGCAUCGGAGAAUGGGACCUCGCGACCACCAAGCUGUUGAGGGUCUUCGCGACCACUAGCGUCGCAUUCGUAAUCCUCGUCAAAGUUAUACUUCUGUCACCCCCAGAUAACACACUGUGGACGGCGCUCACGAUCGUUUCCUGGCUGGUGACCAGUCUAAUUACAGGGAUAGGGAUCAGCAUGUUGGUAUAUCGCGUUCUCUUCCAUCGUUUGGGGCGUUUCCCAGGUCCAUUUGGGGCCCGACUCUCGAGCCUCUAUGGGACUCUCCUUUCGGCCAAGAACCUGCACCUCUAUGAAGAAGUGGAGAAACUCCAUAACACAUACGGGGACUUUGUACGACUAGGACCCUCUGAGCUAUCCAUCAACAAUCCAAAAGCCGUGCAUGCGAUUUCCUCCUCCCAGUCGCCUUGCACCAAGGGUCCAUUCUACACCGUACUGGAUCCCCGCAAGUCGAUGCACAUGAUUCGCGAUCCAGCUGAACAUGCUCGUCGUCGGAAGGUGUGGGACCACGCGUUUAGUGCGAAAUCGCUUCGCGACUAUGAGCCCCGUGUUUCUCUGUAUACCGAUCAACUACUUGCGCAUCUUGAGAAGACCAAGGGCCAGCCCGUCAAUGUGUCUGACUGGUUCAACUUUUACAGUUUCGACGUGAUGGGCGAUUUGGCCUUUGGAAAGUCCUUUAACAUGCUGCAGAAUGGUGUCAAGCAUUAUUUUAUGGCUUCGCUGCAUGCCGAUAUGACGACGGUAGGAGUGCUGAGUCGUUUGCCGUGGCUUUUCCCUAUCUUCAAGGCAACUCCUGGUCUUAAUUACGAGCACCUGCGAUUUUGGAAGUGGGUUGAUGACCAGAUUGACGAGCGGAAAAAGACGACAGCCGACAAGCCCGAUGUCUUCAAAUGGCUCCUCAAAGACUACAACGCGCAAGAAAAGCCCACCUUCAACGAUGAAAUGUACCUAGCUGGCGAUGCAUACUUGGUUGCCGUCGCAGGAAGCGACACCACAGCCGCGGGCCUAACCACAAUUUUCUUCCAACUAGCUCUAGACCACCGAGUCCUGAAAACCCUCCAAAAUGAAAUCGACCGAUACUUCGAGACCGCAGGGACCGUUGAUUACACAAGUCUCUCGAAACUCCCAUAUCUCGACGCCGUCAUCACCGAAACCAUGCGCCUCCACCCUCCAAUCCCAUCAGGCGUCCAGCGGAUGACUCCUCCAGACAGGUUGCUUAUCGACAAUACGUGGAUUCCAGGGAACACUAUAGUGCAGGUCCCUUACCACACGUUAUUCAGAGACGAGAGACUCUUCCUCCAGCCUCAGGAUUUCAUACCCGAACGUUGGACAACUCGUCCCGAGCUGGUUAGGGAUUCUUCGUCGUUUGUUCCGUUCUCGAAUGGUCGCUAUGCCUGCAUUGGGAAACACCUUGGACUUAUGGAGCUUCGAUUGGUGGUGUCGCAGAUCGUCCGGAGAUAUGAUGUUGAGUUUGCACCUGGACAAACUGCGGAGGCGUUUUUGAAGGGAAAACGAGAUGCGUUUACGUUGUCGUUGGGAAAAUUGGAGAUGGUGAUGAAUCCGAGGCGGUAA